Anopheles nili is the source of this 1342-nucleotide messenger RNA. Its product is annotated as 2-aminoadipate transaminase. Gene Ontology annotation, molecular function: L-2-aminoadipate:2-oxoglutarate transaminase activity; pyridoxal phosphate binding. The transcript has 6 exons. The coding region runs from base 1 to 1278 and encodes 425 amino acids. Lineage: Eukaryota; Metazoa; Arthropoda; Insecta; Diptera; Culicidae. Gene Ontology annotation, biological process: biosynthetic process. The record is from RefSeq and is a predicted model, not a curated record.
AUGGAGUGCCCUGUACAACGGAAGGAAAUACCAAUGAACCAUCUGUUCGAUGGUGGUGAACUGAAUGUGUACGAUCAGAAGAUAGCUAACCUGUCCGCCGGUGCGCCCGGGCCGGAUCUGCUCGGGGAGAGUUCCAAACUUUUCCUCAAAGCUACCGAAAAUCGAGUCAAAUAUGAGCUUGAGAAUAACUCUUUCUUGUUCCAAUACGGUCCAACUGUUGGGACGACGGAAUUUCGUAAAUCUCUGGCGUCAUUUCUAUCCGCCGGGUACGGCAGCGAAGUAAACAAGUCGGAUCUGGUUCAAACCAGCGGGGCAACGAACGGGCUUCAUCUGAUACUGUCCACGCUGGUGGAUCUGGCUGGCGUAAUAUUCGUCGACGAAUACACGUACAUGAUAGCCCUGGAAACCAUAUCCCAGUUCAACACCAUGAAAGUAGUUCCAGUGCCCCUCAACGAGGACGGCCCCAAUAUACUGGCGCUGGAGUCUCUGAUCGAUCAGCACCGCUUCGCCGCAAAGAAUGGGAAACUAUUCUGGGGCGUUUAUUACACGAUACCAACGUUCCACAACCCCACGGGAAUCGUCUUCUCUGAGGAAAAAUGCCAACAGCUGAUAAAACUCGCCCGCAAAACUGAUAUCUUGAUUGCUUGUGACGAUGUCUACAAUUUAUUACACUACGGUGACCCCGAAUCGCCCCCACCCAAACGCCUAUUUGCGUACGACAUCGCGGAUCUGGGACAGGUGGAAGGAUGGCUCGGUAACAUCAUCUCGAACGGCUCGUUCUCGAAGAUCCUUUCGCCCGGGAUACGCCUAGGAUGGAUGGAAUGUCCACCGCGAUGCGUCGAAGCAUUCCGCAACAGCGGAGUGCUGAAAAGCGGUGGUGCAGCCAACAACUACACCGGAGGCAUAGUAAGCACCCUCAUUCAUAUGGGCCUCCUCCAAAAACAACUAGCACACUACAGCGCCAGGUACUCCGAACGCCUUCAGGCAAUGGCCGAAACGCUCGAAACUCACCUCCCGAAGGAGUGCAGCUUCAACAAACCCAAAGGAGGAUACUUCGUCUGGAUACGCUUCCCGGCGCACAUCGAUUGUGCGGACUUUAACCGAUACAGCAUGGAAAAGCACCACGUGGCCGCCAUUUCCGGCAAUCGCUUUUCCAUUUCCGGGGAGGCGCGCAAUUUCAUACGCCUCACGUUUGCCUUCCACUCGCCCGACUAUCUGCGCCGCAGUGUGGCCACGUUUUGCAAGGCGGCUCACGAUUACCUAGCGAUGGAGGCGUAGGGCCCUUUCCCUGUGCGGCUCCAGCACGAGUUCUAUUUUUGUAUCUCCACCAGCGGAACCCGAU